Messenger RNA from Salvia miltiorrhiza (redroot sage), 2092 nucleotides. RefSeq lists its product as uncharacterized. The record is from RefSeq and is a predicted model, not a curated record. The coding region runs from base 153 to 1568 and encodes 471 amino acids. Lineage: Eukaryota; Viridiplantae; Streptophyta; Magnoliopsida; Lamiales; Lamiaceae. The transcript is spliced from 9 exons.
UGAUGCCGUUUUGAUUAUUCAAAAUUUAAAUAAAAGAAUUAAUAGUUUCCAUCUCCAUCAUGUUUAGAUACUGGAGAUGCAGCAGCCCAGCCUGGUUAACGCAAAAGAAGAAAAACCCACUGAGAUUAUCAUCCUCUUCCACAGGCUAGGCAAUGACCUUACUGUCUCGUUCCAUCACUCUCACUCCUUUCCCCUCUUUUCUCUCUCCAAAACCCAGCUCGCCACGAAACCUAAUCUACUGCAAGAAUGACGAAAUGAACAGCUCAAGAAAGAAACCUUCUUAUGGCGCCUCCAGGCGCUCUGUUCUCAAGAAAAGCUUCACUCAGGAACAGGUGGACUUCACGGUUCCGAUUUCGACCGACCCCGUUGUUGGAAUUAUUGGUGGUGGUAUGUCGGGGCUUCUCUGUGCUCUCUAUCUCGACAAGAGAGGCAUUAAGUCCACUGUUUUUGACACGGGAAUUCAUGGGUUAGGAGGAAGAAUGGGAACCAGAACUGUUGAUCCUGAGCACUUAACAUUUGACCAUGCUGCCCAGUUCUUCACAGCUAGUGAUCCCAACUUUGUUGAGAUGGUUGACCUAUGGUCUAAGAAUGGUCUUGUUCGUCAGUGGGAUGGUCCAAUUGGAGAGCUCGAGUCCGGUGGGCGUUUCAGUCCACUUCCUCCUUCACCUCCAAGAUAUAUUGGUGUUAACGGGAUGCGCCCUCUUGCUGAAUCCAUACUUUCUGAGACAUCGAUAGUGAAUGUGGUGCGUCCUUGCUGGGUUAGUAAACUGGAGCCAUAUAAUGGGAAAUGGUACUUGAGCGAGAACGGGAAGCCUUGCGGACACUUUGAUGUAAUUGUAAUUGCACAUAAUGGAAAAUGUGCAAAUCGGUUGCUUGCUUCAUCUGGGUUACCACUAAUUGCUAGGCAAAUGAAGAGACUUGAUUUGAGUUCUAUAUGGGCCCUUAUGGCAGCAUUUGAGGACCCUCUUCCUGUCCCAUCCACUGCAUCAGAAAUCCCUCUUGAAGGAGCCUUUGUUGAAGGAAUCGAUUCUCUCUCAUGGAUGGCAAACAAUACAACUAAACUCUUUGGCUCCCAAACUAGUAGGCCUCACUGUUGGACCUUUUUGAGCACAGCCGCUUUCGGAAAGCAGAAUAAAGUUCCCCAGGAAAGUAUUCCUUCUAGUACAGCAGAAAAGGUUAAGAAAGCCAUGCUUGAAGGUGUUCAGCUUGCCUUAGGACUACCCAAAAACUCACUUCCAAAUCCUUUCUACAGUCGACUGCAAUUAUGGGGGGCAGCACUUCCCACAAAUUCACCGGGCAUUCCCUGCAUCUUUGAUCCUCGCGGAAGAGCUGGCAUAUGUGGUGAUUGGCUAUUGGGGUCAAGCUUAGAAGCUGCAGCAUUAAGUGGCAUGGCUCUUGCUAAUCAUAUUGCUGACUACUGCCAAAGUGGUGGAACAAGCCCAGAUGAGUUUGCCGUAGGUUUGCGCAAUGAAUUUCAACCACUUAAAGGACAUGAUAUAGGGCAGUUUCCUGGAUUGGGUUCUGAGAAACAAAUAAACAAGGCCCAUGAUUUGCAACUUACAACAUAAAUAAGCAUCUAGCUACAAAGAAUCAUUUGGAAAUACUCAAGGAUAAAGUGGUUUGCAACUGUGACAUUAGAGGACCAUCUCCCCUGCUAAGGAUACAUGUGUUUUUCAUGUUUCAGAAGGUGCACUUUUUUCUUUGCUUGUGGUUAUACAUUCUUGAAGUAUCGAUGCAAUAAUAUCGUUCUGGUUCUUUUGCAAAACACAGGCAUAGAAAAUAUAUUCGAACUGCUAUUCAUUUCGGAAAAAAGUAAUUACACAAAUCUGUGCAGACAUUGUGAAGGCAGCUUGAUUUUGGCGAUUGAAAGAAAGCGGUGUUGGAAGUGGAGGCACUUCCUUAUGGUGUGUGAGAGAAAUGUUGUAAUGUGAUUUAUAAACCAUUAUCAAUGCUGAUGGUCGUAGCUCAGUAGCUUUAUCCUAAUUUGUAGUUUAGUUUCCAUGAGGUGUUCAAAUAGGUAUGCCUUGGUAACAUAUGGGAUUAAUCCAUUAUAUGGAGCUUAUAAAAUCUUUCCUGGAGAGAGUAGAGAUAA